Molecule: messenger RNA, 351 nt
Organism: Emiliania huxleyi CCMP1516
Lineage: Eukaryota; Haptophyta; Isochrysidales; Noelaerhabdaceae
Exons: 3
Coding region: 1-351 (116 amino acids)
Biological process (GO): response to oxidative stress
Molecular function (GO): glutathione peroxidase activity
Source: RefSeq, a predicted model, not a curated record
AUGUCGCUGUCGCUCGUCACGCUCACCUCUGCUGCGGCGCUCUUCGGCGGCAAGGUGGCUCCUACGCAGCGGUCGGGUAGCGCCUACAGCUACGCGGCUCGCUCGCUCGUCGACAACUCGGUGCAGGAGCUCGAGCAGUACAGGGGGCCGUGCCAGCGGCGUGCACGCGACAGAGCACCGCUGCCGCGACUCCGCACCGCCCUCACCACCAUCGUCCUCACCGCCAUCGCCGCGCUCCAGUCGCGCCUGGAGUCCCGCGGCUUCUGUGUCCUCGCCUUCCCCUGCAACCAGUUCGGCGGCCAGGAGCCGGGCUCCGCCUCGGAGAUCCUCGAGUUUGCGCGCGGCAAGUGA